This is a messenger RNA of Camelus dromedarius (Arabian camel), 3167 nucleotides long. It is a transcript of the gene TNFSF4, whose product is annotated as TNF superfamily member 4. The coding region runs from base 1 to 546 and encodes 181 amino acids. NCBI's taxonomy places the organism in Eukaryota, Metazoa, Chordata, Mammalia, Artiodactyla, Camelidae. The transcript has 3 exons. The record is from RefSeq and is a predicted model, not a curated record. Gene Ontology annotation, biological process: positive regulation of T cell proliferation; inflammatory response; immune response. Gene Ontology annotation, cellular component: membrane. Gene Ontology annotation, molecular function: cytokine activity; tumor necrosis factor receptor binding.
AUGGAAGGGGUCCAACCCCUGGACGGGAAUGUGGGAAACACGCCAGGGCGGAGAUUCUUGAGGAACAAGCUAUUACUGGUGGCCUCCGUAAUUCAGGGGCUGGGGCUGCUCCUGUGUCUCACUUACAUCUGUCUGCACUUCUAUGCUCAGGUGCCAGCUGAGUACCCUCCAAUUCAAAGUAUCAGAGUACAGUUUACCAAGUGUGAAAAUGAGAAUGGUUUCACCAUUGCAUCCUCAAACAAGGAUGGGACCAUGAAGGUGCAAAACAACUCAAUCAUCAUCAGCUGUGACGGCUUCUAUCUCAUCUCCCUGAAGGGCUACUUCUCUCAGGAGCUCAGCCUCAGCCUUCAGUACCGGAAGGGUCGGGAACCCCUCUUCUCCCUAAGCAAGGUCAGAACUGUCGACUUCGUCACAGUGGCCCAUCUGGCUUUCAAGGACAUAGUCUACUUGAAUGUGAGCACUCACAGUACCACCUGUGAAGACAUCCAGGUGAAUGGUGGGGAACUGACUCUCAUUCAUCAAAAUCCCGGUGGAUUCUGUGCUUAAUAGGACCUGAUGGCUGCAUCUGAGCCAGACACCAGCAUGAAUGCUGAACUGGGCAUGGAGAGGACACUGAGUCUUCCUUGGGAGUGGGAGUCAUCCCAGCUCAGCCCUCAUACAUGGCCACAUGGGAUGUGACCAGAGCAGAUCACCCCUUCCCCACUCAGGGAUAUUUAAAACAUUUUACAUAGCAGUUAACUUUACGUAUUUAUCCUCAUAGCUCCUAAAUCACCUAGCCCUCAUCCCUCAUGAUUGCCUCAAGCCUAAUAGGCAUCUCUGAGAGAAUGAGAAAAAUAGGUACCUCUUCCUCAAGACGCAUUGUUUCUGUUGGUUAGGAAAUUAUCAUAGUAAACUUUCUUUAUCAGAAAAGACACUUGACUACCAUUUGCUGGAUAUGUGACAUAUGGCAUUGUCAAAAUGAAGAGGACCAAAGAGGCGGGUUAUGAAUCUGCCAGAAGUGGUGUGGACAGACUCCUGGCAGCCAGAGGUGCCUCUCCAAGAUGAACUUGGUUGCAGUUUGCAUAUUGCCUAAAUACCUCUCUCAUGUGGCGGAGUUCAGAAGGAAGAUCAGCUUGCGAACAGCUGUCAGGACUCGAUGAAGAUAGCCGGCUAAGGAGUACUCCGUGCUCUGGGCUUCUUCCUUCUCGCUCACACUUUUUUUUUUUUGCUUUCCCAGCCACCAAAAUGUUUUUAAUAGAAAUUUUCCUUCAAAGAGCCAUCUUGGGGAUGUGAUGCUGUGAAAAAUCUAAUCAGUGAUUUAAGGAAAACUGAGAGAGAUUUUUUCUAAACUGGGAGAGGGAGAUAAUUUAUUGUGAAGGUUGUCUUUAUCACACUGGAGAGCAGUGAAGCUGGAUCUCUCAGAGCAACAGUCAGUGGGAAUUCAGUCUGGGGAGGAAAUCACGUUCUUGGUCACCGAUAGGCAAAGUGACACAUGUCCAUCCUCCUGCUUGUGCUGAGAUGAUACUCAGCCCCAUGCCUUAUACACAUGUGCCAUCUUGCCAGUUUCAAAAAAUGAAGCGAUUCUGUUAUCAACUGCAACUUUACGUCAAGAGACAUUGAGAAGUUAUAACGUCUUAUAAAAAAUAAUGAUCUCUGUCUAGAAACACCGUAACAUUACAUAUGAUCUCACAUUGAUAAUUGAGACUAGGACCAAUAAUCAGCCAGUACCAAGGUUUGCAACGAAAUAAGAUCACCUUGUGUUUGGUUUAAAUAUCCCUCUUUAAUAUAUCAAGCUUUUGGCAUUGUGGACAGAUGUACUUUUCCUUAAGUCAGUUUCCAGAUGAUUUGCAAGUUUUCUGACAAAACUUUUAUAAAUUUAAAUUUUUGAUAAAAACUCUUUUGAAUGGUAGCAAUGUUUCCUUGCAAUUUUGGAGUGCAUGAUGGACCACAGAAUCUUUCUGGAUGAUUCUGUGUCAUCAUAGUAAUUAUACUGUGCUACAAUAUGGUAUCUUCAGGAUCUCCAGAAAGGUGGAAGGCAGUUUGCCCCUACACUAUAUGGGUCGUAAUUACAUUUGGAGGUUUUUUUUAAUCUGUUUGACACAAUUUGCCAUCUCCUCUUGUCUAUUUCCAACUAUAUUCCCAUCCUUUUUUAAAUAUUACACAGAGGCUAAGUAAAAAUGCUAAAUAAAAAGAAGCUAAGUAAAAGAAACUGUGCAUGAGGUAAGAGUAACCAAGCUCUGAGUGGCUUCCCAGGCACUCAUGUAAUUGUAGUCAUAAUCAUAGGUAAACAUCUAUGGAGGGCCUACUGUAGACCAAGCAAUGGACUAGAUGCUUUACAUGGAUUGCUCUGAGCAAGAUAUUCUGUGCCAUCCGUCUUGACUACUCAGGAUUUAAAUGUGUGUGUGUAUGUGUAUACUUCGUUGUUAUGGACCGUGUUCUGCAAAGUCAAAGUUAUUUAGUGAGUAAUAUCUAAUAAGUAAGUGUUGAUGACUAUAGAUAAUAUUUAAGAAAAUCUUAUGUUUACUUUAUGUAAGUUUGGAAUUUCUGACUAUAUUUCUCCUGGAUGUACACCUUUUAGGCCUAAGCUUAAUUGUUCUGUGAGUUGGUUGUCUUUGGUGUCAUGGCCCCUGCGCACAGGUGCCCACUCCCUUUGGGUACACAUGGUCUGCUCUUCCCACGCUGGCCUCCUUCAUCCACAGAGGGGCAUUAGUGACACCCACCAGGCCCACUCCCUGACCUUCUACCAUCAAAAUAUGUGUGUUCCCUUAAAGUCAUUCCUUCAAAGGCAUAAUUGACCUUUCUCUGGACACAGCAGAGUUUUGUGGAAAUGAGAAGUCAGGAGAUCAGAAUUCAGAUUUUGAUUCAGUCACUAACUAGCCAAGGGACCUUAGCUAGUAAUUUCCCAUUUUUCCACCUUGUUUUUUUUCCCUCUCUUGUUUUAGAAUCUUAUGCUCAUAGUUGUAACUGUGAAUGUACAUACUGAAUAUCUAUGUACUGGUUGCUAUGAGUCAAAUAUAUCAACUUCUCUUUUACUGUAUGGAUUUUUUUUUUUUCUUGGACAAGGUAACUACAACCCUCAGCCUUUUUGGUGAUUCCUUUGAGAGCAGUUACCAAUUGUUACUUAGUAACUUUCUGUUUAGGAAAUGGCUUAGGGGAUUCCAGUCUUGAUCCAAAUUAUAAUUUGUUUU